UGACUCCUUUCAUACGUUCGACAUAAGUUUUGUUUGGCGCGUACACCAUAGCGUUGCUUGGAAGUUGGUACAGAAAGACGUAGUAGAAUGGCUGGUGGAAAAGCGGGAAAGGACUCUGGGAAGGCGAAGGCAAAAGCUGUAUCUCGCUCGGCGAGGGCAGGGUUACAGUUUCCUGUUGGACGUAUACAUAGACACUUAAAGAACAGAACAACGAGCCAUGGACGUGUAGGAGCAACUGCAGCUGUGUACAGUGCAGCAAUUCUGGAAUAUUUAACAGCUGAGGUUCUUGAGUUGGCUGGUAAUGCAUCGAAGGAUUUAAAAGUGAAGCGUAUUACUCCACGCCAUCUCCAGUUGGCCAUCAGAGGUGAUGAAGAAUUGGACAGUUUGAUCAAAGCAACUAUUGCUGGAGGAGGUGUCAUUCCACACAUCCACAAAUCGCUGAUUGGGAAGAAAGGUUCACAGAAACCGGCAUAAUUGCGUUCCUUAAAUAAGUGCAGUUCCAUUUUUGUGAGGACAAAGACCGUGUUUGUUGGCUGUCUCAUGGCCCAAGGAAGGACUAAAAGAUUGUGUUGUAAUGUAACCUUGGGGAGUGUUUUUGCGAGCGCAUUUUUAUUCUGUAUGCACAGUGUUAGGGGAACUGAAUGAUGGUGAGGAGUGCCAAGUAUAAUGUUGGCAGUGUCUCUUUAAGUCACUUUUCAUGCAAAUAGACCAAAAUAAUAAUUUCCUAAUAAAAUUAGUCAUUUCAUAAGUCUUGCUGAUGUAACCACUGGAAUUUUUCUCAUUUCUACUAGUUACCUGUUUGGCUUAACAGCAUUACUUAUGAAAUCAUGAGUGAAGAGUGUGAACUCUGAAUGCUGAGCGUUUCUAGAAUUGAAUAGUGUUACCUACUGAGGUGAGUGUGUCAUGUUUUAAUGUGAUAUUUGCACCAAUUGUUCCCCUAUCAAAUAUUCUCGCAAGUUCUCAUUUUUCUUUUCAUUAGAUAUUCGUAGCUCCAUUCAUUACAUGAGUUAACAUUGCUGUUGAAAUUGUCGAGUAUUAAGUAUGUAGGAAAUAUAUUCAUUUCAUAAUAAAGUGUAAUUUUUAUAAAAUUAUACUCACUUGUAGUGAAACCUGCAGUAGUAGUGCAGAAGAAUUCCUCUUAAGUUUCUAAUACCAAGAUUUGGAGAGGGACUGUGGAAUAUUUUUAUGAACAACCAUAAACAACUUCAGUAUUGAAUAUCAGUUAGAAAUGCCCACUUAACCAGUUUUACCAGUCAUUUUCAGCCACGUGUCGCACUUUACAGUUUUGGUUUUCAAGAAAGUCAACAUAUGUAAUUUGGUAGAAUGUUGCAUUUGAGGUUCUGAUGAUGAGGAUGGAGAAGAGUACAAUCUUCUGGGUUGUAGUUCAGCAAGCCCUUUUCAGAGGAGGGUAUUGCCUUCAUUUUCAGGGUCGAGUGAGCCACAUAAGAAACGGCAGAAGCAGGCGAUGGACUGAGUAGUUUUUGAACUACAUGGCAUUGUAGUCCAGAAGGCCAUACUCAUAGGCUGGUAGAAGUUAGAUGUUUGAGAGGGAUGUACUACCUCCAUUGUCAGGUUCGAAGUGCAAGCAGAACAUAGCUUGCGGCGUUCUUGGCUUGUUCAACCCUGAAGGUGGAGUCAUUAUAUUUCUCCAGAACACUGGUAAACUUUACGAGUCUACAUGGCCUCACAUCCAAGAAGACUCACUGCCAUGAAAGUCUCCAGUGCUUUUGCCAUAGGUGACCUUGACAGCCCUGUUGGAAAAAUAAUUUAAAACCCUCAUGCCUCUCUUGAAACUGUUUUCCCCUUUGAUUUUAUAUAUACAAUUAAAAAUAGAGCAAUAAAAUUAGUUUUGUUUUGUGACAACACCAAUUUGACUUAGUCUUGGGAAUGUUAUUUGUAACAAGUGCCUACAAAUGCCAUGUAGAGUGAAACCUUUCCAAAAGGUAACUUGUAUGGACCAGGAUAUCUCAUUGGUGCACAAAAAGGUGGUCAGUUGUGUAAAAUAACCUCUCAGAUAAAAGGUAAUGUUAUCUUGGUACUUAAUUUAUGUAAUUAUGUACUGCCAUGAGGCAUAUGGGGAGUGGAUGUAUAGUUCCACUAUUCUUGACUUCAGCACCUGGUGGAGGUGACUUAUAAGCUUCAUGCCCCUGCCACUUUACCCCUGUGGUUAUGGCCUCCAAUGCCCAUUGCUUAGGAGGCUGUUCAGAGCUCUAUUGAGAAGAAAAAUCUCUUUGCUGGUAAACAUCCCAGUUAUGCAAUAGGUUGCUACAACUGAAGUGUCCUGGGUCCUGAAAUUAUCUCUUAAGAGACAAACUGGUAACAUAAAUUGAAGUAAUUGUGUGAGAUUGAAUAUGGAUAUUUAACAAACUUAAAACUAAUAAUAGUUUUGUACUGUAUUGCCUGGACCUGCACCUAUUUUUUUUGUUUAAAAUAAGUCAUGUUUGGGCUUGCUAAAAGUUCAUCUUGUUUGGAAAUGUGAUAUCCUGGACAGUUGUGUGAUAAACAUUUGUUGUGAUGCUGCUUUAAGACAAAAUUUCAAUUGAUUCCAAGGAUCAAAAACUGUAAGUUUAGUGUUAAAAGAGGUCACCAAGAUGCUAAAUCUUAGAAGAAUGUAGUAAAGAGAGAAGAGUACUGAAGUUAAAGAGAGUGGCUUAGUUUGAAUGUCUUAUUACAAGAAAUCUGCAGAAAAUAGGAAAUGAGGACACAGUGAGAGCGUGGGAGUGGUGUAAGUGGUCAGUGAAGGAAGAUCCUCAAUUUCAGGAGGAAUACUUCAAGCACAAGGAAAGAAACUAGCAGAAAAGUUGGGUGAAUGUGACCAAAGCCGUAAAUAGAUUGAAAAAAUUUAAAAUGUAGUUGGGAAACAAUAUGUGAUUGAAGAAACUGAUUGAACAGCUAAAUGUUUAUCUCUUGCCAAAGCGUACGAAACCAGACAAUGCUGAUGGUGAUGUAACUGGCUGGUGUCACCAGGCAUUCCCAGUAAAACUGCUUCAAAGGUGAAAAAUGUGCUGUUAGUAAAA
Cryptotermes secundus is the source of this 3017-nucleotide messenger RNA. RefSeq names its product histone H2A.V (gene His2Av). Gene Ontology annotation, molecular function: structural constituent of chromatin; protein heterodimerization activity; DNA binding. The record is from RefSeq and is a predicted model, not a curated record. The transcript is spliced from 5 exons. Lineage: Eukaryota; Metazoa; Arthropoda; Insecta; Blattodea; Kalotermitidae. Gene Ontology annotation, cellular component: nucleosome. The coding region runs from base 88 to 474 and encodes 128 amino acids.